Molecule: messenger RNA, 1132 nt
Organism: Oreochromis aureus
Lineage: Eukaryota; Metazoa; Chordata; Actinopteri; Cichliformes; Cichlidae
Exons: 7
Coding region: 130-1059 (309 amino acids)
Biological process (GO): cell surface receptor signaling pathway
Molecular function (GO): transmembrane signaling receptor activity
Source: RefSeq, a predicted model, not a curated record
UCUCUUUGAGUUCAUUGGAGCAGCGGCUCGGCCUCACUGUGAUGAAGCAGCGUGACGAAGCUGCUGGUGCUAACAGGGAAGUGGUGAAGCUGAAGGUGUCACUCUGCUGUCAGUCGUCAUCUCGACAACAUGAAGACUUCAUGUGUGUCUCUGCUCCUCGGUGUGUGUGUGCUGCUGCUGUCUGCACUGACUGUUUCUGCAGUCUCUCUGACCGUCAGUCCAAACCUGCAGCAGUUCUUCACAGGAGCCUCAGUGUCUCUGACAUGUGAAGGUCAGCUGGGCUCUGAUGGAUGGACAGUGAAGAGGGACACAGGAAGUGGGACUGAGUCAUGUGGAGCAGGUGGGCGGGGCUUUGGGAGGAUAAAUGGUUCAUCCUGUUUUUUGGAUGAGUUCAAGCCAAUCAGUGGAGUUUACUGGUGUGAAGGUGAAGCUGGAGAGAAGAGUGAAGAAGUCAACAUCACUGUAUCAGAUAAACAUGUGAUCCUGGAGAUCCCUGCAGUUCCUGUGAGCACAGGAAGUGAUGUCACUCUACGCUGUAAAAAGAAAACUGGUGGCACAGCUGCAGCUUAUUUCUACUGUAAUGGGCGUCCUGUUAGACCUAAAUCAGAGAAAAACAUCACCAUUAACGUGCAGCAGUCUGAUGAAGGUCUCUACUGGUGUUCUACUGAUGACUUUGGAUCAUCUCCUCAGAGCUUUCUGAGGGUCAGAGGUUCUGUGACACCAAUCUCUGUUACAACAACAGAAAGAGCAACAACACCAAAAACAACCACCACCACUCAUAUCUCCCAUCCUCCUCCUUCUCCUCCUUCCUCCUCCUCCUCCAUCUUUCCAGCCAUGGCAGCUGUAGUUUUUCUGUGUCUUCUGGAUCUGGUUCUGGUUGUGGUUCUGAUGAAAUGGUGGAGACAAACAGGAAGAACUCUGCCAUCACUUCAGGGGAAAGUCGUCUACGAGGGUCUCACCUUAAAAAAAACAGCCAAUAAGAUUUCAAUCAUCCAGUCACAUGUUGUUUUUUCCAGUCUGAGGACAAACACUGCAGGUGUGUCAGAAGAAAGUAACUGAUGGGCUGUCCAACCUCUUUUUAAAGGAAACAACAAACAACAAGCAGUCAUUUAAAAUGAGUGUAGAAACUAAC